UAACAUUACUGGGACACUUUUUCCUUCUUACGCUAAGCGACGUCUGUCAGUUCCCGCAUACAGUUCAGCGAAGGAAAGAGCAUUUAGUUUACGAGACGAGAAUGGUGGCGUAAACUUCUGCAACGGGCUCACGCUCGUGCACGGCACACACACAAAAUGGCAAACUUCAGCAAUGUUCUCGCCAACUCGGCAUAUCUCCUGACAACAGCUUUCAUAGACGACUACGCAUUCGAAGCCAUUUCAUUCUUUGAUUGUGAAAACAACAGCAAAUAUGGAAGUGUUCGGAUUGGAAGACUUCACGCUGCUGGCCAACGACUGGGGCCAAGAUCAGUCGUUUGGCUUCAGCCACUACGAUGACCUUAAAGUAAGCGAGGCCCAAGAUGGCCUGCAAGACUUUCCAGUCAAGGUCGAAACUGCGACCUUCAGCCAUGUCGACACGAUCGAUGACCUGCUGCAUUCAUCGGUCGACCAGUUUGCAGAUGUUUUUUCCUGGGCCGAGUGGAUGGAGAAAGGCGAUCUGCUACAGUAUCUGGAUAUGACAGAGGCUGAUUCUGACCAGAUCCCGAGUGAACGGUCCUCGUCUGCUCAAGAUCAAGCAUCGAGCACUGUAACUCCACCAGACCAAAAAGAAACUGCUUCAAAACCAGUUAAUUGCAAUUUCUUGGAAGGUCUGUUGAAAGCUCAGCUCACUGUGCAGUUGCCAGCUACACCACCAUCAUCACCUGAACCUCAGGUGGCACCAGAGUGGAGUUCACUUUCAUCAGAAUCCUGUAUUGACGAUGCUUCAGCUGGCACAGACUGCACUGUUCCCCUGGACAACGUGGAGUUUAUUGGAUCACCUUUGUCAGCAGAAGACGUGGAAAGUCUGCUAUCAUCAUCAGCACCUUCUCCUUCAUCUAGUGUUGAUGGGUCUUGCUUACACACUAAAAAUAGCACUCAACUAGAGUCCACAGACUUGUAUAAACUUAUUACAAAUGUCACUAAAGGUCAAAAGUCUAGGGGUAGCCCAUACAGCAGGACACAAGCUGAUACAAAGGGUACUAAAUCUAAAGGUCGUAGACAGACUGCCAGUGUUAGUCCAUCUCCAGGAGAGUUAGAAUUGGAGCUUAUGACCAAGAAAGAUAGAAAGAAAUUGCAGAACAAGAAUGCUGCUAUUCGGUAUCGUAUGAAAAAGAAAGAAGAAACAGAGACCAUCAGGAAUGAGGAGAGCGAGUUGGAGGAAGUAAACAAAGAGCUUACUGAAAAAGUGGAACAAUUAACAAGGGAAAUCAAAUACAUGAAAGACUUGAUUAGUGAUGUUCGCAAAGCUAGAGGAUUGCAUAUUUAAAUUGUAAAUAGCUUGGUUGUCAUUUUGUGAUGUGUAAAUAUUAAAUUUACAAAGUCUU
This is a messenger RNA of Pomacea canaliculata, 1385 nucleotides long. RefSeq names its product cyclic AMP-dependent transcription factor ATF-4-like. The record is from RefSeq and is a predicted model, not a curated record. Gene Ontology annotation, molecular function: DNA-binding transcription activator activity, RNA polymerase II-specific; RNA polymerase II transcription regulatory region sequence-specific DNA binding. NCBI's taxonomy places the organism in Eukaryota, Metazoa, Mollusca, Gastropoda, Architaenioglossa, Ampullariidae. Gene Ontology annotation, biological process: regulation of transcription by RNA polymerase II. The transcript is spliced from 3 exons. Bases 272 to 1327 code for a protein of 351 amino acids. Gene Ontology annotation, cellular component: nucleus.